Molecule: messenger RNA, 6081 nt
Organism: Rubroshorea leprosula
Lineage: Eukaryota; Viridiplantae; Streptophyta; Magnoliopsida; Malvales; Dipterocarpaceae
Source: the annotation of a GenBank genome assembly
AUCAGUGAGGAUGAGAGAGAGAGGUAGAGAGAGAGAGAGAGGGGUGGUUGACGGACGACGGUCACUAGCAAGGCGGACAACACUGAAUCAAGAGCGUGCAGGGUCCCGGGGUAGAAGCAGAACCAGAAGGUGGAAAACAGAGGAACGGAGGGAAAGGCAACACGUUCAGAACCAGACUCGAAAGUGGAAGAAUGAGGGUGCGUAUGACAAGGGAUUAUACAAGCAAGCCACACCAUACUUUUUCUCUAAUUUUCCGGAUGACUGGAGCUAUGCAGACAUGUGGAGAACUUUUCAAAAAUUUGGAAGGGUGUACGACAUUUAUAGUCCUAACAGAAGAAGCAGAAAUGGGAGUAGAUUCGGGUUUGUGAGGUUUUUAGACGUUAUAAAUAAAAGGGAGCUGGAAAUGCAACUGGAUCAAAUUUGGGUUGGAGGCCAAAAGUUAUGGGUUAAUACACCAAGAUAUGAUGAUGCGCAGAAACAAGAAGGGGAAUGGAGGAAGUAUCAAGCUGUUGCCCCAAAAAAGCAAGACAGAAGUUAUGCAGAAGUGGUGCUGGGAUUACAAGUAAGCGGACCAAAAAAGGGAAGCGAUCUGCUGCUCAAUCAAGAGGUAGAAAGAAGACCAACAAGCAGUAGAAUCAAAACCAAAAUUGAACAUGAAAGCUCCGGAAAUAGGAGAGUUUGGAAGGAAAAAGGGAUAGGAAAAAGGUGGGAGGGAAUGGAGUAUAAUGCAAAACCAGAAGAAUAUGAAUGGCUUAAAGGGUGCUAUGUAGGAACGGUUCAUUCCGUUGAGAUGGUUCGAAAUCUCCAGGAGAAAUUUUACAUGGAAGGGUAUUUCUCCUGUCGGGUUAGAGCAAUGGGGGGGAAGAUGGUCUUGUUAGAUUGUGAGGAGAAAGAAGAACUGAAGGAUCUUGUGGAAAUGGCUUCUGAUUGGCUAAGCCAAUGGUUUGAAGAUGUGCGCCCUUGGACACCGGAAUCAGUAGCUAAUGAGAGAUUCGUGUGGGUUAGAUGUCAAGGGACACCAUUAAAUGUAUGGGGGCUGGACUUCUUUGAAAAAAUGGCCUGCUCUUGGGGAAAAUUCAUCUGUUUAGAUGAUAACACAAGCAAAAAAAUGAGAUUUGAUAUAGCAAGAUUCUUGAUCUCUACUCCGAUUAGAAAUACAAUCUCAUUCCUGCGCCAAGUCCAAAUCAAUGGGAGAAUAUACAAUCUGAAAUUCACUGAAGAGGAAUUUACAAAUAGCUUUUUUUCCCUAAAACAUGACUUUUUCCCAGCAUACCAAAGUGAUUCCGUAGAGAAUGAAGGAUGGUCCACUGAAAGUGAGAGGGAGAAACAGGGGUCUGUAUUUGCAGAGGAGUUUGCCCAGGUGAAUGGAAGUGGUCUCCAGGAAGAAGAUGAUGACGUGGCGGGUUGGCAAAGAAGGGGAAUGGAGAAACCUCGGGAACAUGCCACAUCGAGGAAGGGGAAACAGUGCAACUCAGAGGAAAACAGCCUGGAAUAUAUUCAAAAUUUGAAAGAGGUAGUGUUUAUAGUAGGGGCAGAGGAGGAGCGGUUGUUGCAGGGAGACGUUGCUUUGUCAGGUAGAUUGGGCGGUGAGGAGGGAGAACAUCUGGGCCUUAGUGAGCAGUCCGGGCCGAUAGAAGGCAGCAUAAAGUUGGGCCUGGAUGUUAAAUCCAGGCGGGGAGAAAGCAGCUUACAGCUGGGCCUUACCGAGCAUGAUCUGACGGAAACAGAGGGGAAGCUCAAUCCACAAGCUGAAAAUACAGAUUUUGAAGAAUCAACAAAUAUGGGCAGGACGCAAACACAAAAAGGGAAGGAAAUUAAGAGCUGGUCAAUUAUUGAUGGCUCUUCUAGAAAUAAGGAGGUAGAACAGAACAGCUUGGAAUUUGCAGAAGAUGACCCGUUCUGGAACGGUUUUGAAACAGAACAACGAGGCAUAGAAGAAUGGAUCAAGAAGCAAAGAGAAGAGGGCUCAACGAAGAAGAAAAGGAGAAUCAAGAUGUGUAGAUCCGUGUAUGCUAAAGCAAGAGCAGUGGGUAUGGGUCCAAAUUCAAAGAAAGGAAGAAGAAAACAGUGCAAACAAGACGCAGAGGGGAGAUCUGAGCCAAGCUUUCUACCUGGAUCAAAGGGGAAGAUUGCGAGCGACUCGGUAGGUGAUAGCGGGAUCCAGAAUUGUAAUAGAUGGUUGAAGAAGCAAAUGAAGAAUAAUUUAGCACUGGAGAUUUGGGACCUUGCGAAAAAGCUAGGGGCAGUGGCCGAGGAUGAUAGGGAGAUCAUUCAAAGAAUUGAAGAGAUGGAGAGUAGGGACAGCCGAGACAAAGCAGAGAAGACAACUCACGGUUCUGGGGAGGCGAGGAAGAGAAGGCAAAUUAGGGAGUUAGUGAAAAAGGAAAAAGUGGAGUUUUUAGCUAUUCAAGAAACGAAGUUGCAAGUUGUAGAUAAUAGUAUUUGCAGAGGGGUUUGGGGUACAGAUGACAUGGAGUGGAUUUCAAAACCAUCGGUGGGUAUGUCGGGUGGUUUGCUGUGUGUGUGGAACCCUAAGGUAUUAAAAUUGAUAGAGGUGAUUGAGGGAGAUAAUUUUAUAGGAGUGACUGGUGUAUGGGGAGAGAAAGAAAUACUUGUGCACAUUUUGAAUAUUUACUCACCUUGCCAAGUGACGGGUAAAAGAGCCUUGUGGGAGGAAUUGCAGCAUUUAAUUUCGAGUAGAAAUGGAAACUGGUGCCUCGCAGGAGAUUUUAAUGCUGUGAGAAGUAUAGAAGAAAGAGCAGGAUGCUGGUUUUCAGUAUGGGGAGAUGUGAAACAAUGGGGUUUGCGUAGAUCGGUGUCGGAUCACUGCCCUAUUUUACUGAAGGAAGAGAAGAUUGAUUGGGGUCCAAAACCAUUUAAAUUUUUUGACGCUUGGCUGGAGCAACCAGAUUGUAAGGAGAUUAUCAGAACAGCAUGGAAUUCAUGUGAAAUAAAUGGAGGGAAGGGAUAUAAGCUUAAAGAGAAACUGAAAAUGACCAAGAAAGCAUUGAAGGACUGGAGCAGCAAAUCAAUGGCAGAUGUGGAUAGAAAAAUCAGUGAAUCCGAAAUGACGAUAGCAGAAAUAGAUGAACAAGGAGAGAAGAGCACAUUGUCUGAUACGGACAUUGAAAAAAGAAGAAAUUGCUUUUUAGAUCUAUGGAAGCACUUGAGAAUCAAGGAGAGAAUGUGGCAGCAAAAGUCAAGAAUGGCGUGGUUGAAAGAAGGGGACGCGAACACAAAGUUCUUCCAUAGGUGUGUGAAGGGAAGAAGCAGAAGAAAUGAAAUCAACUUCAUCCAGAUAAAGGGUGUACAACACACUGGGGUUCUGGGAAUAAAAAAAGCAGUUGCAGAACACUUUGAAAAACUGUUUACAGAAGAAAAUUGGCAAAGACCGAGACUGGAUGGGAUUAGUUUCAACCAGAUUUCAGGGGUAGACAAUGAACUCCUUACAGCCACAUUUUCUGAAGUGGAAAUCAAACAAGCUAUAUGGGAUUGCGGUUCCUCAAAAUCCCCAGGCCCAGACGGUUUCAACUUCAGAUUUAUUAAGGAGAUGUGGGAAGACAUCAAAUCAGAGAUCAUCGAUUUUGUACAAGAGUUUCAUAGGCUCGGACGACUUGUAAGAGGAUCGAAUGCAUCCUUCAUUGUCUUGAUUCCAAAAGUUGAAAACCCACAAAGGAUAGAAGAAUUCAGACCCAUUUCGCUCAUUGGGGUCAUGUAUAAGAUUAUAGCUAAACUGCUGGCAAAUCGCCUUCGGAAAGUGCUGCCAAAAAUCAUCGGGGAACAGCAAAUGGCUUUCAUCGGGGGUAGACAGCUAGUGGAUGGAGUUGUGAUAGCGAACGAGGUCAUUGAUGAGGCUAAGAAAAAGAAGAAGAAGAGCUUCCUGUUCAAAGUGGACUUUGAGAAAGCUUAUGACAAUGUCUGUUGGGAUUUCAUUGAUUAUAUGAUGAGGAGAAUGGGAUUCAAUACAAUCUGGAGAAAUUGGAUACGGGAAUGUUUAGCAUCGAGCUCGGUUUCAGUUCUCAUUAAUGGAAGCCCAACAAAUCAAUUCCCGAUUAGCAAGGGGAUAAGACAAGGUGACCCGCUAUCACCCUUCCUAUUUUUAAUAGUAGCUGAAGGAUUAAAUGGGCUAGUAUCCUCUGCAGUGGAGAAACAGCUAUAUAAAGGAGUGACAGUGGGGAAGGAAGGAGUCUCGGUGUCACACCUUCAAUUUGCGGAUGAUACGAUUUUUUUCGGAGAGGCAUCGGACGACAAUAUCGGGGCUAUUAAAAGUAUAAUGAGAACUUUUGAGUUGGUGUCUGGUCUUAAAAUUAAUUUUGGGAAGAGCCAAUUAAUGGGGAUUGGGGUUGAAGACAACUGGAGAAAUAAGAUGGCUUGCAGGUUGUGUUGUAAGGAAGGGGAGUUUCCAUUCAAAUAUCUGGGGAUCCCAAUUGGAGGUAAUCAUAAAAGAGUGGCAAUGUGGAAGCCAAUGGUGGAUUCAUUCAGAAAAAAACUAUCUACUUGGAAGGGUCGGUAUCUAUCCUUGGGAGGCCGUAUCACGCUCAUUAAUUCAGUGUUGUCCAGCCUGCCUGUGUUCCUCAUGUCAAUAUACUUAAUCCCGAAAGGUAUACUCUACUCUAUUGAUAAAAUUCGUAGAAGUUUUUUAUGGGGGGGUGGGGGUGAAGAGAGAAAAAUAAAGUGGGUCAGUUGGGAUAAGGUGUGUAAAAAAAAGGAGGAAGGCGGGUUGGGUGUGAGGGAGUUGCGGAAGUUUAAUCUAGCAUUGUUGGGUAAAUGGUGGGGACGUCUUGCUGAAAAUAGGGAGGGGUUGUGGAAACGAGUAAUUAUAGGGAAGUAUGGAGAGAGGGGGGGACAUUGGAUGGACUGGAUUAAAGAAAAAGAAGGACUAGGCUCUUCAUGGUGGAGGGAUGUAUGCUGCAUUGAUAAAUUGGAUAGGGAGAGAGUAGGAUGGCUGUCGGAAGGUUUUAGAUUAAAGCUUGGGGAUGGGAAGAGGGUGAGCUUUUGGUGGGAUAACUGGUGCGGGGUGGGCCAUCUUGCUAAUAAAUACCCUAGAUUGUAUUUGAUAUCUACAGGAAAGGACAACAAGUGCCACCAAAUGGGAAAUGACGGAAAUGAACAAUGGAGCUGGAACCUCCAAUGGAGAAGAAAGCUAUUUGAAUGGGAGAAUGAAGAGGCAAAGGAACUCCAACAAUGGAUAGAAGACAAGAGAAUCAAGCAAGGAAGGCCUGACUCGUGGGAAUGGGUCCAUGACAAGGAUGGACAAUACUCCACUAAGACAGCAUACUCAAUCCUAACAAAGGAUCAGAUAGAAACAAAUGAGAUCUCGACAUUCAAAAGAAUAUGGAAUCCCAAAUUUCCAAGUAAAGUCUCAGCCUUCAACUGGCAACUUUUGCUUGACAGAAUCCCAACAAAAGUAAACUUGAUCAUUAGAGGGAUUCUUGGAGAAUCAGAUGAUGGCAAAUGCGUCUUUUGCAAAGAGGAAGAUGAAGACUCCAAACACCUAUUCCUGAAAUGCAAAAUAACCAGUUGGGUGUGGCAAGAAUGCGCUAAAUGGUGGGGAACAGAGAUUCGGUUGGAAAGGGAUUGCUGGAAUUCAUUUCAAAGGUUUGGGAAAUGGAGCAAAGAUCCAAAGGUAAAAGAAGGCUGGGAUUGCAUUUGGAGUACUGUAAUUUGGACAGUGUGGCUUGCUCGAAAUCAAAUGAUUUUCCAAGAAAAAAAAACUGACCCGAGAAAGUUGCUGGAAAUCAUACAAGUGCGAUCCUUCCAAUGGAGUACUGCAAAUCUGGACAGGUAUGCUUUCACCCUCACAGAUUGGCUUAUUAACCCAGUAGAUUGUCUUAAAAGUCUCCAUGCUGGUCGGAAAAAGAGGGUCUGAUGAGGAGAUAUAGGGCUGUACAAUUUUGCUUAGUAUAGAAAUGGAGUUGGGUCAUGAUGGACACAUUGAGCAGCUCUUUGACUAUAGUCUACUCCUUCAUGGAUUGAGAGGGUUAAAGUAGAAGUAGUCAAUGCAUGCUCAAUGAUGUGAUUGCAAGUGGAAUUCAAUAUUGGGAAGAUUUUGAUGAUCUGUGCAGGGUGAUAUGAAGAUUA